Molecule: messenger RNA, 267 nt
Organism: Funneliformis geosporum
Lineage: Eukaryota; Fungi; Glomeromycota; Glomeromycetes; Glomerales; Glomeraceae
Source: the annotation of a GenBank genome assembly
AUGCUAAGCAUUGAAGAAUCCUCCAAGACCUCGAACUCGUACUAUAAAUUGGAAAGCAUUUUCCAAACCUUAGCUUUUCUUUCAUCACGAUCAUCUUAUGUAUUGAAUGAUUAUCCACGGCAAGACCCACGAUUUAAAGGAAUAGAUAGAAGUAUUAUUAAAGAAGUUAUCGAGGCAGAAGAAUUGAAAAGUAAUUACAAAGAAUUGUCAGAGUUGAAAGAGUUCGACAAGAGAAAAACGUUUGAAGGUUCUGUCACAACAAUUUGA